CUCAGUAAUCCAUGCACUUCGCAAAACUAACACGAAAUUCAGAGUGACUGAGAAACGUAGAGAGAAAUGGAGACAAAAACAAAACAAAGCAUAGAGCAAUUCAAAGGACAAACAAGGCUACCAAAAUUUGCAAUCCCAACAAGUUAUGAUCUUUAUCUCAAACUUGAUCUCACAGCAUGCACUUUUUCUGGUACAGUACAAGUCAACCUUAACAUCAUCGAACACACUAAGUUCCUUGUCCUAAAUGUUCUCGAACUUGAUGUACAUCAAGUCUGGUUCACCAACUCCAAUCACCAAACAUAUAAGCCUUGCGAUGUUGUUGUUUUGGAUGGUGAAGAUGAGAUACUGGUGCUGGGGUUUGAUGAAGUGCUUAGUGUUGGUGAUGGGGUUUUGGGGAUUGAGUUUUCUGGAGCCCUUAACCCACACUUGAAGGGUCUCUAUAAAUGUACUUAUGUGGAUGGGGGAGUGAAGAAGAAUAUGGCAGUUACUCAGUUUGAAGCUGUGGAUGCAAGGCGUUGCUUUCCUUGCUGGGAUGAACCUGCCCUUAAGGCCACCUUCAAGAUCAGGAUAGACGUGCCCUCAGAGUUGACAGCAUUGUCUAAUAUGCCAAUUGCUGAUGAAAGGCUUAAUGAAAAUAUUAAGACUGUUUAUUUUGAGGAAUCUCCGGUCAUGUCAACUUAUUUGGUGGGUGUUGUUGUUGGGGUAUUUGAUCAUAUUGAAGAAACAACAGCUGAUGGGAUCAAGGUUCGUGUAUAUUGUCCUGUUGGAAAGAGUGAUAAGGGGAAGUUUGCUUUAAAUCUUGCUGUGAAGGCGCUUGACAUAUUUACUAGGUACUUCUCAACUCCUUAUCCACUUCCAAAACUGGAUAUGGUUGCAGUCCCUGAAUUUUCUGCAGGAGCUAUGGAGAAUUAUGGUUUGAUCACAUAUCGUGAAAAUUUACUACUUUACGAUGAUUUGCUUUCAUCAGCUAACAUGAAGCAGUUUCUCACGAUUGCUGUAUCACAUGAAGUAGCCCAUCAUUGGUUUGGCAAUCUGGUAACAAUGGAAUGGUGGAGUCAUUUAUGGCUGAAUGAGGGAUUUGCAACCUGGAUAAGUUAUAUGGCCACUGACAUCAUAUUUCCUGAGUGGAAAAUAUGGACUCAGUUUCUUCGACAAACAGCUGAUGGCUUACAUAUGGAUGCAAUGGAACAGUCACAUCCUAUUGAGGUGGAGGUACAUCAUGCUCGUUCAAUAGAGGAAAUAUUUGAUGAUAUCAGCUACAAAAAGGGAUCUGCUGUUAUUCGAAUGUUGCAGGGUUAUCUUGGCGAUGACAUGUUCCAGAAAUCCUUAAGUUUAUACAUAAAAAGAUAUGCUGGGAAAAAUGCAAAGACAGAAGAUUUAUGGUGCGUUCUUUCAGAGGAAUCUGGUCUUCAAAUCAACUCAAUGAUGGAUGAUUGGACGAAGAAAAAUGGAUAUCCAGUUAUCUCUGUAAAAUCCAAAGAUGAUAUUUUGGAAUUUGAACAGUCACAAUUCUUGUCGUCUGGUUUGUGUGGUGGCGGACUAUGGAUUGUUCCAAUAACAGUAUCCAUUGGCUCAUACAUCAAAUGCAAGACUUUCCUUUUGGAAAAAAAGUCUCAAAAACUGGAUAUAUCUGAACUGGUUCAGUCUCCCCACCAAAACAAAAGCACAUUUAACGAAAAGAAUGAAGAGAAAUGUGAUGAACAUUUCUGGGUCAAAGUUAAUAUUGAGCAGAGUGGUUUCUACAGGGUAAAAUAUGAAGAUAAGCUUGCAGCUCGACUGAGGAAAGCCAUAGAGAGUAAUUGCUUGUCAGCAACAGAUAAAUUUGGCGUUUUGGAUGACACAUAUGCUCUUUGUGUGGCUUGCGAGCAACCACUGUCAUCAUUAAUUUCCUUGAUGGAUGUAUACAGAAAAGAGCUCGAUUUUAUUGUGUUAUCGAAACUCAUUAAUGUAUGUUAUAAAGUUGUUGAGAUCUCUGGUGAUGCCAUCCCAGAUUUAGUGAAUGACUUGAAACAAUUUUUCAUCAAUCUCCUUCUGUUUUCCUCAGAAAAAUCAGGAUGGGAAUCAAUACCUGGAGAGAGUCAUUUAAAUGCACUAUUGAGAGGAGAAGUCUUUCUGGCCUUGGUUACUUUUGGCCAUGAUAAAACUAACAAAGAAGCAGUCCAGAGGUUUCAGGCAUUACUGAAUGAUCGAAAUACUCCUCUUCUGUCAGCUGACACUAGAAAGGCUGCUUACAUUGCUGUAUUGCUGAACACUAGCACCACGAAUAGGAAUGGGUUUGUGUCCCUACUGAAGCUCUAUAGAGAAGCAGAUACAGUGCAAGAGAAAGAACCACUUUUACGUUGUAUUGCAUCAUGUCCAGACCCAAAUAUAGUUCUUGAGGCUCUGAAUUUUAUGUUGUCUGAGGAGGUUCGAGAUCAAGAUAUUCUUUAUGUGCUUGCUGGACUAAGAUCUGAAGGGCGUGAGGUAGCGUGGAGAUGGUUGAAGGAGAAUUGGGACUUGAUCUUUAGCAAAUAUGGUGCGAUUCUACUCCACCAGUUCAUUACCUACAUUCUCACUUUGUUUUGCAGCAAUGAAAAGGCUGAGGAGAUAGAAGAAUUUUUUGUCAGCCGAGUGCAUCGUUCUUUUACUAGGAAUUUGAAGCAAAGCAUCGAGGAAAUCCGACUCAAAGCAAGGUGGGUUGAGAACAUAAGGCAGGAGCAAUCUCUACCAGAACUAGUCAAACAAUUGGCUCUCAAGAAAUGAAAGCCUUCAAUUUGAUUCCAAAACUAUAUUGUGAUUAUGUUAAGACUGAUGAGCUACAUACACUGCAUACUCCACAAAUUGUGUUCUAUAUGUAUGGUGUAUUGAUGUUAUUCAAGUCAACUUAAUAUACCAUGAACAGGUUCCAACCUGGCAUCAUUAUCCUAAGGCAAGUCAGUUGAGUCA
Messenger RNA from Quercus lobata, 2925 nucleotides. RefSeq names its product aminopeptidase M1-like. Bases 67 to 2742 code for a protein of 891 amino acids. Gene Ontology annotation, cellular component: membrane; cytoplasm. Gene Ontology annotation, molecular function: zinc ion binding; peptide binding; metalloaminopeptidase activity. NCBI's taxonomy places the organism in Eukaryota, Viridiplantae, Streptophyta, Magnoliopsida, Fagales, Fagaceae. Gene Ontology annotation, biological process: peptide catabolic process; proteolysis. The record is from RefSeq and is a predicted model, not a curated record. The transcript has 19 exons.